Fusarium keratoplasticum is the source of this 1431-nucleotide messenger RNA. Its product is annotated as Allergen Fus c 3. The coding region runs from base 1 to 1431 and encodes 476 amino acids. NCBI's taxonomy places the organism in Eukaryota, Fungi, Ascomycota, Sordariomycetes, Hypocreales, Nectriaceae. The transcript is spliced from 2 exons. The record is from RefSeq and is a predicted model, not a curated record. Gene Ontology annotation, molecular function: protein dimerization activity.
AUGGCGGGGGAACACAGCGGGGACCAGUCAUUCUAUGACUUCCUCAUAGAGGAGCCAGAGAUGAUGGCGCCAGCGCCACCCGGUCAUUUUCAGCAUCAACAGCCCAUUUCGCCGCCGAAUCGAACCAGCCGCGAUCCGCCGCCGCGGCCAGACCCGACCGAGAUCGAGACCCACCAUCCAGCCCAUCACCCGGUACUCGGGAUGCAACUACCGGAGCCAUCACGUGCGCAAUCACGCGGGCACCUUCACCUCGACUUACACGGUCCUCCGACUCCUGUAGCUCACGGAGCGCAUCCUUCGCAGGCCUUGCACGACCUCCAUGGGGCCGUUCACGCAACGCAGGGCCCAGCGGGCUUUGCGAACCAACUCCCAGUGUCUACAGGCCCGAUGGCAAUAGAUUGGGGUCUUUACAGCGUUGGACAUAACAGUCUUUCGCUGAAUCCACCUCAAUUCGACUUCCCAGGAGCCAUGAUCCCUGCUGGCGACGGCACGAUCGGCCAUCAGAAUCAUCUCUCACAUACGUCGACAGACCCCGCUUUCGCGUAUGGAAGCGAGCUCGUCUCGCCAUCCAGCAUACAUUCAUCCAGGGGUCACUACGAUAGUGCCGUUUCCAGUCACUGGGAUGACGCUCUCAGUCAUGGAGCGAGCACCCCGAAGGUGACGACGCCCGCUGCUCAUGUAACCGCAAAUCCCUGGGCCGAAGUGGACGAAGUUCAAGAAGACAACCACCCCGCGCCCGCCUCGAGGCCACGAAGAACGACCCGACCUAGAAGACAGAAGAAGGACGCUAGGAAAACCUCUGAAGCUUCUCAGGGCGGCAGCAGCAGUGCUGGUGGUGCGCCUUCGGUAUCUGAUGCGGCCAGUCCCAGUUCUGCGUCACAGAACAGCCGCGCCAGCAUUGGCUCGAAAUCCGCAUCCAUGGUGUCAACGACAUCGACAGCUUCCAGUCGCCAGAGCAAGCUUCGCAGUGCCUCUCGAACGUCCAAGAACAGUCGUGACAAGCCUAAUGAUACUCCAGAAGAACGACGGACCCGAGCGUCGCAUAACCUCGUCGAGAAGCAAUACCGCAACCGCCUGAACGCGCAAUUCGAAUCACUCCUCAAUGCUCUGCCAGAGCAAGCUCGAUCUGGCGGAAAUGGAAACGGAAACGGAAACGGAAACGGUGACGAUAACGAAUCCGAUGCCGCGAACGAUGCAGACCGCCGUGUGAGCAAGGGCGAGGUGCUUGAAAUGGCCCGCAAGCAUAUUCAAGCACUGGAACAGGAACGAAACCAGCUCGAGCGCGAGAACCUCGAACUACAAGGCAGUCUCCGGCGACUCAAAGGAUCUGCCUCGGAGGGUACUGCAUCCUCGUCAGGCCAGCAAACGCCGCUCGAUUUCAAUAGCAACACGGAUCAGGACAAGGCCCGUGACGAUCGAGAUGAGGACUGA